This is a messenger RNA of Cuscuta europaea, 1888 nucleotides long. Lineage: Eukaryota; Viridiplantae; Streptophyta; Magnoliopsida; Solanales; Convolvulaceae. The record is from the annotation of a GenBank genome assembly.
CUCCGCCGUGAUUAUCCACAACUUGUGGAGAUUACCGAACAAUACUCCAUUUUCAUUUUACAUUUUUUUAUUGCAUCAUUUCGAAGACUUUGCAAGCAAACCCCCACUCCCUGAAGUUCUCUCUUUCCCGUCUAAUGGCGACUGGGAUUACAAGUCGAGUGAUUUCUCCAUCGCCAGCACACAGUGUUUCAUCCCAAUGGCUCCUGUCGAAGACACGCUCAAUUUCCGUCGGCUCCUCUAAAAGGACUAUGUGUUACUGUCCUUGCUCCCUAGCUAAAUUUCCGGCAUCGUCGAGUACCAAAUGCUCUGCGGUUUCUGCUGAACGGUCGGCGGUCACUUCGAAUGUUCAGCAAGUAUCCACUGCUCCGCUCGUCGCAGAUGAAAAGUUCGGUGUGCUGCUGCUCAACCUCGGCGGGCCUGAAACUCUCGAGGACGUACAACCUUUUUUGUUUAACCUCUUCGCCGAUCCGGAUAUAAUUCGGUUGCCAAGGCUGUUCCGGUUCCUGCAAAAUCCGUUGGCUCAAUUCAUAUCUGUUGUUAGAGCUCCAAAGAGCAAAGAAGGGUAUGCUUCAAUUGGCGGUGGAUCUCCUCUUCGACGGAUAACGGAUGCCCAGGCUGAAGCAUUGAAGAAAGCACUUUGGGAGAAGGAAGUUCCAGCAAAUGUGUAUGUUGGUAUGCGUUACUGGCACCCAUUCACUGAGGAAGCAAUUGAGCAGAUAAAAAGAGAUGGAAUCACAAAACUCGUUGUGCUACCUCUUUACCCCCAGUUCUCAAUAUCAACCAGUGGUUCAAGCCUUCGACUAUUAGAAAGUAUAUUUCGCCAUGAGUAUUUUGCUACAGGGAGGAUGACUAUCUGGUCAACAUGCAACACACAGUAAUUCCUUCCUGGUAUCAACGUAAAGGAUACAUUAAAGCCAUGACAGAUUUAAUUCAAAAGGAAUUGGGGAAAUUUGAAUGCCCUCAGGAGGUGAUGAUCUUUUUCAGUGCUCAUGGUGUACCACUUGCCUAUGUUGAGGAGGCAGGGGAUCCAUACAAGGCUGAGAUGGAGGAGUGUGUGGACUUAAUAAUGGAAGAACUGGAAAAGAGAAAAAUAAAUAAUGCAUACACUCUUGCAUAUCAGAGUAGGGUUGGACCUGUUGAGUGGCUUAAACCGUAUACAGAUGACACAAUAAUUGAGCUUGGCCAAAGAGGGGUGAAAAGUCUUCUUGCUGUCCCUAUAAGUUUUGUCAGUGAACACAUCGAGACAUUAGAGGAAAUUGACGUUGAGUACAAGCAGUUAGCUCUGGAGUCUGGUAUACAGAAUUGGGGCCGUGUUCCCGCACUUGGUUGUGAACCCAGUUUUAUUUCGGAUUUGGCAGAUGCUGUUGUUGAAAGCAUUCCAUACGUGGGAGCAGUCGCGGUCUCAAAUCUCGAAGCUCGGCAGUCCUUAGUCCCUCUUGGCAGUGUCGAAGAGCUAUUGGCGGCAUAUGAUUCACAACGUAGGGAACUGCCACCACCUGUAGAAGUCUGGCAGUGGGGUUGGACUAAAAGUGCAGAGACAUGGAAUGGGAGGUUAGCUAUGUUGGCGGUGCUUCUUUUGCUCCUCCGAGACAUCACCUCUGGAGAGGGCUUCCUCCACCAAUGGGGUAUACUGCCUCUUUGAAUGCGGAAUCGUAUAGAAUCUCCUACACAUGCAAGAACCAUUCCUUUCUUCAUACUAUGGAGUUGUAUUUUGAGGUUUAGAAUGACCGCUUCAAGAUUUUUGACCAAAUAUAUGGAAAGAUGUAGGAUGACCCAUCAUGCGUUGUGACCACGAGAAGAGCAACAAAGGGGAAUGAAGCAGCCUCCUCUCUAUCCAUACAGGUUUUUAGUCUCCACUUUUAAAAUGGUUAGAAACAACCGAUGAAAG